This is a messenger RNA of Heterostelium album PN500, 300 nucleotides long. RefSeq lists its product as uncharacterized. Lineage: Eukaryota; Evosea; Eumycetozoa; Acytosteliales; Acytosteliaceae. The record is from RefSeq and is a predicted model, not a curated record. Bases 1 to 300 code for a protein of 99 amino acids. The transcript has 2 exons.
AUGACUACAAAUAAUAAUAAUAAUAAAAACAAUGUAAACAACAACAACAAUAACAAUACAAAUAAACCAAAAGCAAGUCUUUGGGAAAGAUGGAUUGUAUGUUAUCAAAGUCAAUCUAUUGAUUCGGUAGUUUUAAAUUUAAAAUAUUAUCGUAAGCCUGCCGGUCAGCGUGUUACAGUCACUCGUAAUGGUGUGGUAAUCGAAGGUGGUCCAGAUAACAUCAAACCAAAUCAAAAUCAAUCUGAGACAUCAACAACAACAACAACACCAACAGCAGACAUCUCAACUGAAAACAAAUAG